AUGUCAAAGGUCAAACGGCCUAGAAAUGAGGAUGCUGCAUGGAUAUCCGAAAGUCCUAAGAAGUCGAGAAAUCCUGCCACCACUAUUGGAAGAAAUCCAUCUAGUGCCAGAAAUCCAUCUAUUGCGGGAAAUUCAUUACCUGUCGGAAUUUCGUCCAAACAGAGACUUACUUUUCAUUCAACUGUAGGAAGUUUGUCGGCCGGAAAACAUGUGUCAGUGAGCGCAACCAAAGCAAGCCAUGAGAGCCCAGUGUCAGUCAGCGAGUGGCAAACUUUACCCGUAUUUGCUCAUCAGCGUAGUAUUAUCAAUGCUGUUAAGACAAAUGAUCUCGUCAUAUUAGCAGGAGAUACGGGAUGUGGUAAGACCACUGGGAUAGGGCAUUUGCUGCUAAAGAACCAUUUGAAGCGCUAUGGCAAACCUCCCAAAAUAUGCAUAACUCAACCCAGACGGGUAGCUGCUAUUGCGUUGGCACAGCGCGUGGCAAAGGUUGUUGAAAGUGACCAACAGAUAUCGCAGCUUUAUGACGUGGCCCACCAGAAGAAUCCUAGGAUCAAGAAGCCCAACUGGAACGUGGGGGGGAUAGUUGGCUACAGGGUCCGUCAUGAUGACAAGGUGUCCUCUCAAACGGCUAUAAGCUUCGUUACCGAUGGCUUGCUAAUUCGUGAAGUGAUAAUGCACUCUAAUGGUAUGCGGGAUACGCAAUCGAAGGAACGUUCGAAGCAGAAUGAAACAAUGGAGGACAUCUCUAUUUCCAAGAACAUCAAGUACGACUAUAUUGUUAUAGAUGAGGCACACGAAAGAUCCAUACGGAUUGAUUUGUUGCUGGGUUAUAUACGACUUGUCCUAGCCAGUGGAAUGGGUAAGUUCAAAGUGGUUAUCAUGAGUGCUACUAUGGACAUAGACACUCUCCACAAGUUCUUUAGAGGGCCGCGUAACGUAGGGCCGCCUAACGUAGGGCCGCCUAACGUAGGGCCGCCUAACGUAGGGCCGCCUAACGAAGGGCCGCCUAACGAGCGUUUAGUUAAGUGUGAUAAUUCCUCGAGUCGUCAGCCGAACGAGAGUCAUCUGUCCUCAAGGAUUAGAAUGGACUUUGUGGCAAUCCCCGGUCGUACGUUCCCCGUUACAGCACUGUUUGCAACUCAUGCAUUUGAGGAUAUCGUGUCGGCGUGUGUCGCUAGUGCAAUUCGAAUAAUUACGGAAACCGAUGAAGGAGACAUACUGAUAUUUUUGCCGGGUACUGAGGAUAUCAAUUCAGUAUGCCAAGGCAUAGAGAAGGGGAUCGAAGAACUCAGGGAUUGUCAACUGGCCUACAAAUCGAUCGAGCGCGCUAUUGUCGGAUUAUCUCAGAAUAGGGAGGAUUACCGUAAAUUGUUGGAGGCGGAAGAUCCUAGUGAGUGUCUUCAACAGCUUUAUGGUGGGUCGAAUAGAACUCAAUUUGGCGAACAGACGACGAUGCAAAUUAAGCGGUUCCUGGAAGAGAGUCCGAUUUCAGUGAGCGCAGCUUCGGUGAGCUGUCAGACCAGACGAGGUGACGACUAUACCGCCAAGUUCCACUUAGCGGAGUCAAUCGUGGUACUUCCGCUGCACGCAUCCCUUACUGGAGAGCAGCAAAGCCGCGUAUUUCACCUAUCUCCACCGGGCGGCCGUAAAAUCAUAGUUGCUACCAACAUUGCCGAAACGUCGGUGACGCUCCCUCAAGUGCGGUACGUGAUCGACAGUGGGUUGGUGAAACAGAGGAGAGGCGACACUCUGAGGGUCGAGCCGGUGAGUCAAGCGAUGGCGCUGCAGAGGACCGGCCGCGCAGGACGCGUGGCAGCUGGCAUGGCACUACGGUUAUUCACUGAAGACAGCUUUGAUAAACUUGAGGCCCAGAGCGCGCCCGAAAUCCAACGAAGUCAUUUGGAAGACUAUGUUCUAUGGCUGAAGGCUUGUGACAUGGUUCAAGUCCCUCGUAACAACGGCGACGGAGAUACGGCCAACGCCAAUGGCAUCAACGCCAAUGGCAUCAACGCCAACGGCAUCAACGGCAAUGGCACGAAUGAUAAUGACGCUAACGGCAACCAUUAUGGUGCGUUACAGAGAUUGCUGGGGGCUCAGGAUGUCAGGGAUCUAGUGAUGAAAUUUCCAGUCCCAAGUCCUCCUGCAGUUUCUGAAGUGGACCGGAGUAUCAACACAUUGAAAACAAUAGGAGCCUUGGAUAAAUCUUGCUCUCAUCUCUCUAGAAAAGGGUAUUUAAUUAGCAAGCUGCCUUUGUCAGUAAUGUGGGCAAACUGCCUGGUUGACACUCUGUUCAAUGAUCCUGAGUGCUUAGGGAUAAUGAUUAUUAUCGUAGCCAUGUGUUCGAGCGAGUACAACUGGUUCGACAAGACCACCGAACAUGAUUUUCGAGUGGUAGUGGCUCGACAAGCCAUUAUGGACCCGGUAUCGGACCAUAUCGGAUGGUUGUCAUUGUAUUGGAACUGGUCCAAGGCGUUUGACAAAAGGGCCUUCUGCAAAUUGGUCAGAGUUGAUGAAAGGCUAUUACGACGAACAUCCAUGACCGUCGACCAAUUACGAAACAUUAUCCUGAAGGACGCAGACUUCGGCUGCCAGCACCAUAUAGUGGACCUGAUGGAACGGAAAGCCAGCGGCAUAAUAAACCAUGAGGAAAUCGUACAACGGGCUUCCAGAUGCCUUUUGAGAUCCUUACCCAUGAACAUUGCCGUCAAAAGGGACGUCGUGCAGGACAACAAAGAAUUCGCUGAAGUCACCUACGUUAACUCAAUCACCAAGGAAAAACUGUUUAUCCACCCCAGCAGCUCCAUGUUUCUGUUCAACACGAAACGACCAGAAUUUCUCGUGUAUUCUUCCGUAGUUGAGACAAGCAAAGCAUAUAUGAGAGACGUCACAGCAAUCAGCCCCGAAAUUGCCGCAGAAGUCCACAGCGUUAUAAAUCACCCGAAGCCUUCUCCACACAGGCGUUAG
Gregarina niphandrodes is the source of this 2964-nucleotide messenger RNA. RefSeq names its product putative helicase. The transcript has 2 exons. NCBI's taxonomy places the organism in Eukaryota, Apicomplexa, Conoidasida, Eugregarinorida, Gregarinidae. The record is from RefSeq and is a predicted model, not a curated record. Gene Ontology annotation, molecular function: ATP binding; RNA binding. Gene Ontology annotation, cellular component: intracellular anatomical structure. The coding region runs from base 1 to 2964 and encodes 987 amino acids.